UCUGUCAGUGUUCGUGGCCGUGGGCUGAGGAACAGAAAGGAACCAGCCUCCAGCUGCAACUCUCGCGAGGUUUUCCAUCGCCUUGGAAACCAGACCAGGGGGACGCCAUGGAAAAGCGGCAAUCUGAGAUCCUGACAAAGAAAGCUAUGUCUGGUAAAUCUGCCUUCCAUUCAUCAGCUUCAAUACGAAAUGUGUCUGCAGGAGAUUUGCUGGCUAAAGAAGAAGAAUACAAGAGAUUAAAUGCAGAACUAGAAGCAAAGACAGCUGAUCUGGUCCGCCAAGCUGAAGAAGUUAUGAAGGGACAAGAAGAAAUGCUGUCUCAAUCAUCAUCACAUCUUGGCACAGUUGCUAUGAAUGAUGAGAAAAUGAGAGAAUUAGUUCCUUCUGAUGGAGUAUCUUUUGAAACUAAAAUAACAAAGAACAAAAAUAAGGUUGGAUUGAAAAGCACACAACGAAGCAGACCAAGUUCAGCAAAUAAGGGAAAGAAAUUGACAAGCACUAAACACAAAACAAUUGAAUUACAUGUCGCUGAUGAUGUUGCAGUUCCAGAAGACGUUACCAGUUUCUCGCUUGCGAAGACAAUUUGUAAAAUUGAAGGUGAACUGGAGGAUGGCUCUCCAGCAGGUUUGGAUAAUGAGGUCAUGCCCAUUUUCAGCAAUGAAAUGGGCACAGAGGCCCAGAUACGAUUUCUGAAAGCGAAACUACGAGUAAUGCAGGAGGAAUUGGAUCGACUCGCUCAUGAAUACAACAAGAAGGACGAUGAAAAUAAUUCCUUGACCAAUCGAUUAAAAGAGAUAGAGGAGGAACGUAACAAGUUACAGAAAACAACCAGCAUCCAGCAGACACAAAUUGAUAAAUACAAGACCCUGGCAGAUGAGGCACGCAGGAAAAGUGAUGGAUUGCAACAACAAGUGACUUCUUUGCAAAAGGAAUUGGACAACCAGAAAAGAACUCAGAAGCAAGCUGCUACAAACCAUAGUGCCACAGAGGUUCGUCUAAACAGGGCAUUAGAAGAGGCUGAAAAAUUCAAGACAGAGCUGAAUAAAUUGAAGCAGAAUAACAAGGACACAACUAACCAAGAGAAACUAACAAUUGAACAACUGAAGACCGAAAACAAGAAGUUAGAAAAGCAGAAAACUGAGCUCAUGACUGGCUUUAAGAAGCAGAUGAAGUUAAUAGAUAUCCUUAAAAGGCAAAAGAGAAGCCCAAAAUGCACCUGAAACAGUGAAGAUGAAAGUUUGCUGAGAACAGGAUCAAUAUACAAAAAUCUUUCAAUAAAGCAAGGCAACUGGAGCCAGAAGACCACUAGAUAUAUCCAAAGCUCUGCUUCAAGGAUGCUUGCCAGUGUGAGAUGAAGGCUCUAAGUAACAGUUUGGCAUCUGGGAGAGAUGUGGUCUGGUCAAAGUUGAUACCAGGUUGGCCACAGCCACAAACAUUGAAAACAACAUACAAGGAGACUCGAUAACCAUUUCAUACGUUGCACUUGUGCCAGAUCAUGCCUCUCAAAAAUUGGUCUCU
Messenger RNA from Rhincodon typus (whale shark), 1518 nucleotides. It is a transcript of the gene tex9, whose product is annotated as testis expressed 9. Bases 108 to 1220 code for a protein of 370 amino acids. The transcript is spliced from 12 exons. Lineage: Eukaryota; Metazoa; Chordata; Chondrichthyes; Orectolobiformes; Rhincodontidae. The record is from RefSeq and is a predicted model, not a curated record.